CGGAAACACUGUGAAUGAAUGUUAUAUAAACUUUGUAGAACACAGCCCGCCAUUUUAGUUCUUGUGAAGAAUCCGUUAAUCGCGCACGUUUUCCGAGUGUUUCUAUUUUUAAGUCUACGAAGCAAUAAAAUACAAAAAUAUGGCAGCGAAAGCACCAGCAGUGGGUAUCGACUUGGGUACCACCUACUCUUGUGUGGGUGUGUUCCAGCAUGGCAAGGUGGAGAUCAUCGCCAAUGACCAAGGCAACAGGACAACACCAUCGUAUGUUGCCUUCACAGACACCGAGCGUCUGAUCGGUGAUGCCGCUAAGAACCAGGUGGCGAUGAACCCCAACAACACAAUUUUUGAUGCCAAACGUUUGAUUGGUCGUAAGUUCGAGGAUGCCACUGUACAAGCUGACAUGAAGCACUGGCCCUUCGAAGUGGUCAGUGAUGGAGGCAAACCAAAGAUUAAAGUAGCAUACAAAGGUGAAGAUAAGACCUUCUUCCCUGAAGAAGUGAGCUCAAUGGUGCUUACAAAAAUGAAGGAAACAGCCGAGGCUUACCUCGGUAAAACUGUGCAGAAUGCAGUCAUUACGGUUCCUGCGUAUUUCAACGACUCUCAGAGACAAGCCACAAAAGAUGCGGGUACCAUCUCUGGCUUGAAUAUUCUCCGAAUCAUCAAUGAACCGACUGCUGCGGCGAUUGCGUACGGUCUUGACAAAAAGGGGGGCGGAGAACGUAACGUCCUCAUUUUUGACCUCGGCGGCGGCACCUUCGACGUGUCCAUCCUGACCAUCGAGGACGGCAUCUUCGAGGUGAAGUCUACCGCCGGUGACACGCACUUGGGAGGCGAAGAUUUCGACAACCGCAUGGUGAACCACUUCGUCCAAGAGUUCAAGAGGAAGUACAAGAAAGAUCUCACCACCAACAAGAGGGCACUGAGGCGUCUAAGGACGGCGUGCGAAAGGGCGAAGAGAACCCUCUCUUCAUCCACCCAGGCUAGCAUUGAAAUAGAUUCCCUCUAUGAGGGCAUCGACUUCUAUACAUCCAUCACCAGGGCGCGUUUCGAGGAACUGAAUGCUGACCUGUUCAGAUCGACCAUGGAGCCUGUCGAGAAGUCGCUCCGUGACGCCAAAAUGGACAAGGCUCAGAUCCAUGACAUCGUCCUUGUUGGUGGUUCUACCCGUAUCCCCAAAGUGCAGAAGCUCCUACAAGACUUCUUCAAUGGAAAGGAGCUGAACAAAUCUAUCAACCCUGACGAAGCCGUGGCGUACGGUGCUGCCGUACAGGCCGCCAUUCUGCACGGAGACAAGUCUGAGGAGGUGCAGGACUUGCUGCUUCUCGACGUCACGCCUCUGUCGCUCGGUAUCGAGACCGCCGGAGGAGUGAUGACCACCCUCAUCAAGCGUAACACAACCAUUCCCACCAAGCAAACGCAAACUUUCACCACCUACUCUGAUAACCAACCCGGUGUGCUCAUCCAGGUAUUUGAGGGUGAGCGUGCCAUGACCAAGGACAACAACCUCCUCGGUAAGUUCGAGCUCACUGGCAUCCCACCAGCGCCCCGUGGCGUCCCUCAAAUCGAGGUCACCUUCGACAUCGACGCCAAUGGCAUCUUGAAUGUCUCUGCUGUCGAGAAGUCGACUAACAAGGAGAACAAGAUCACCAUCACCAACGACAAGGGCCGUCUCUCUAAGGAAGAAAUUGAGCGCAUGGUCAACGAGGCUGAGAAGUACAGGAAUGAGGAUGAGAAGCAGAAGGAGACUAUCCAGUCUAAGAACGCUCUGGAAUCCUACUGCUUCAACAUGAAGUCCACCAUGGAGGACGAGAAGCUGAAGGAGAAGAUCAGCGACUCCGACAAGCAGAUCAUCCUGGACAAAUGCAAUGACACCAUCAAAUGGUUGGACUCCAACCAGUUGGCUGAUAAGGAGGAGUACGAGCACAAGCAGAAGGAAUUGGAGGGUAUCUGCAAUCCGAUCAUCACGAAGUUGUACCAGGGCGCGGGCGGAGCCCCCGGCGGCAUGCCGGGCGGUAUGCCGGGCUUCCCUGGCGGAGCGCCCGGCGCCGGCGGAGCGGCCGCUGGAGGCGCCGGCCCCACCAUCGAGGAGGUCGAUUAAACACAUUCCACGAGUACCUUUCUGUCGCUAAUCUGCCGUCAAUUGUGAUUGCGGUGUUGCUGUCAAAACUUACUUCAAAUAAAUGAAUAUAACUUA
Molecule: messenger RNA, 2194 nt
Organism: Amyelois transitella
Lineage: Eukaryota; Metazoa; Arthropoda; Insecta; Lepidoptera; Pyralidae
Gene: Hsc70-4
Product: heat shock 70 kDa protein cognate 4
Exons: 3
Coding region: 140-2098 (652 amino acids)
Biological process (GO): protein refolding; vesicle-mediated transport; cellular response to unfolded protein
Cellular component (GO): plasma membrane; nucleus; cytosol
Molecular function (GO): heat shock protein binding; ATP-dependent protein folding chaperone; ATP binding
Source: RefSeq, a predicted model, not a curated record